AUGACCGCUUCCAUCUGGGAAGUCCUGGCCUCACUCGGCCUUGCAAACAAGCACGCCAAACUCCUUUUCCUCGGCCUCGACAAUGCCGGAAAGACAACGCUCCUGCACAUGCUCAAGAACGACCGCGUAGCCGUCCUGCAGCCCACUCUGCACCCCACAUCCGAAGAGCUCUCAAUCGGCAACGUCAAGUUCACAACCUUCGACUUGGGUGGGCACGCGCAAGCCCGGCGUCUCUGGCGCGACUACUUCCCCGAAGUAUCAGGCAUAGUCUUCCUCGUUGACGCAAAAGACCACGAGCGCCUCGCCGAAUCCAAAGCCGAGCUCGACGCGCUGCUCGCCAUGGAAGAGCUCAAGAACACGCCCUUUGUCAUACUGGGCAACAAGAUCGACCACCCGGACGCUGUUUCCGAGGACCAGCUACGUAGCGCGCUGGGUCUGUAUCAGACAACAGGUAAGGGAAAGGUGCCGCUCGAGGGCAUCAGGCCAAUUGAGGUGUUCAUGUGCAGUGUGGUUAUGAGGCAGGGGUAUGGAGAGGGGAUUAGGUGGUUGAGUCAGUAUGUUUAG
This is a messenger RNA of Macroventuria anomochaeta, 564 nucleotides long. RefSeq names its product small COPII coat GTPase SAR1. The coding region runs from base 1 to 564 and encodes 187 amino acids. The transcript is spliced from 3 exons. Gene Ontology annotation, biological process: endoplasmic reticulum to Golgi vesicle-mediated transport; membrane organization; intracellular protein transport. The record is from RefSeq and is a predicted model, not a curated record. Gene Ontology annotation, cellular component: endoplasmic reticulum exit site; COPII vesicle coat. NCBI's taxonomy places the organism in Eukaryota, Fungi, Ascomycota, Dothideomycetes, Pleosporales, Didymellaceae. Gene Ontology annotation, molecular function: GTP binding; GTPase activity.